AUGGAAGCAAUCGGGCAUCGGCAACCUCGAUCAUUUUAUGGAGCUCCAAGUGUGUAUGAUCAGCACGGUAAGCGUGUGAAAACCUACACCUUCCGCGAGAAGGAAACACAAGUAGCAAGGAGCCGGGACAAGACCUCUCCUUGUUCUUAUAAUUAUGAACCUUCUCUUCCACAUAAUCAGCGUACAGAGAUCGCGAGCAAACCAGCUUCCCGGUCGUCGUGGUGGAAUGACAGGGAUUUGGAUAGAAAACGUAGGGUGGCCAAAUACAAGCUUUAUGCAGUUCCGGGUAAACUCAAGUCUUCUCUCCAAAAGGGGUUUCAUCAUUUGAAGAUGACAUGCAAGAAGAUUCUAGUUUAA
Messenger RNA from Vicia villosa (hairy vetch), 357 nucleotides. RefSeq lists its product as uncharacterized. The coding region runs from base 1 to 357 and encodes 118 amino acids. The transcript has a single exon. The record is from RefSeq and is a predicted model, not a curated record. NCBI's taxonomy places the organism in Eukaryota, Viridiplantae, Streptophyta, Magnoliopsida, Fabales, Fabaceae.